Labrus bergylta (ballan wrasse) is the source of this 4851-nucleotide messenger RNA. Its product is annotated as protocadherin-18. Gene Ontology annotation, cellular component: plasma membrane. Gene Ontology annotation, molecular function: calcium ion binding. NCBI's taxonomy places the organism in Eukaryota, Metazoa, Chordata, Actinopteri, Labriformes, Labridae. The record is from RefSeq and is a predicted model, not a curated record. Gene Ontology annotation, biological process: homophilic cell-cell adhesion.
GCGUUUGUCUUCCUCGGGAUGUGAAAAGGGGGGCCGGGGCUUGUGUACUACUAUAGUUGGUUGGAGGCGGGCUAUUUUGGGCAAGUCUAUGUGCAGAGGCACCUCAAACGGAGAGAGGGAGAGGAAGAGAGCAGACACAGCGAGGAGAGGGAGAAAGGCGCACAGAUUUCAGUUGCAUCUGCUUCUCCCGCACACUGGAUGCGCGCAACAGAUCUACCUGACAGUGAAGGACAGACAGAAGGAAAUUGGGAUGCUUUUAUGGGCAUAAAUGCAACUUUAGCCAGCUUUCAUUUCACAGUCGAAUUUAUUUUUGUUUUUUUUGUUUUUCGCUGAUAAAGCGAUGCAUCUGCUGGUUGACGGAGCACAGCCCAUAGCAAGUUAAAGCUGGAAUCGACCUAUACUGCCUUUUGGAGCUUUUUUUUUUUUUUUUUAGAUCCGUUUGUUGCUUAUACAAAAUGCAAACAGGAGGAAUGAAAGGACUACCACUGACAAGAAUGUGGAAAGUUUUUGCUCUUUUGGCGCUGGCAACACAACACGUCUCCGGUAAGACAUUGAAAUAUCAGAUUUACGAGGAGCAGAAGGUGGGCACAGUUAUCGCCCGUUUGAGAGACGAUGUGGCUGAUGUCGUGGCAAAACUUCCGAGCUCGGUGUCGCUCCGCUUUAGAGCAAUGCAAAGAGGGAGCUCGUCUUUCCUCGCGCUGCGCGAGCAGGACGGCGAAAUCAGCAUCAGGACCAAAAUUGACCGUGAGAAACUCUGCGAAAAGAAUCUGAACUGUUCCAUUCAAUUUGAUGUGCUGACACUCCCUACUGAGCACCUGCAGCUAUUUCACGUCGAGGUGGAAGUGUUAGACAUCAACGAUAACGCACCCCAGUUUGCCCGCGCCGUCAUCCCCAUUGAGAUCUCCGAGAGCGCAGCCGUGGGAGCGCGCAUUCCCUUGGACAGUGCCACGGACCCCGACGUCGGAGAGAACUCACUCUACACGUAUGCCUUAGAGCCCAACAACUUCUUCAAGAUUGACAUCCAAUCCAGGACUGACGGUGCCAAAUACGCAGAGCUGGUGGUGCUCAGGGAGCUGGACCGAGAGGUGCGCUCCGGUUAUGAACUUCAGUACACGGCCUCUGACAGGGGCGUUCCCCCGAGGACGGGUUCAACCCUACUCAAAAUCAAUGUUGCUGACUCAAAUGACAACAGCCCGAUUUUUGACAAGUCGUCCUAUGUCAUAAAUCUCCCAGAAAACUCACCUGUUGGCACUCUGCUAAUUGACUUAAACGCCACUGACGUGGACGACGGGACAAACGCCAAAAUAGUCUACUCGUUCAGCAGUCACGUGUCCCCCAAAAUAAUGGAGACAUUCAGAAUUAACCCCGACAGCGGUCACCUGACCCUCGUCAGGCGUGUGGACUAUGAGACUGUUAACUCUUACGAUAUUGAUGUUCAAGCGCAAGACAUGGGUCCGAACUCCAUGCCAGCUCACUGCAAGAUCCUGGUGAAAGUGGUGGACGUGAACGACAACAAACCAGACAUAAGCAUCAACCUCAUGUCCUCACAGGGGAAUGGGGACGCAGCCUAUAUAUCUGAAGCUUCUCCUCUGGACACGUUUGUAGCUUUGGUGAGGGUGGAGGACUUGGACUCUGCUUUGAAUGGAGAAGUUGAGUGUAAACUUCACGGUCAAGGAUAUUUCAAACUGCAGAAGACGUACGAGAACAACUACAUGAUUUUGACUAACGUGUCUUUAGACCGAGAGAAGAGGUCAGAGUUCAGUCUGACAGUGGUGGCAGAGGAUAAGGGGACCCCGAGCCUCUCAACUGUCAAACACUUCACUGUGCAUGUCACUGAUGAGAAUGACAACCCACCACGUUUUGAGAAGGGGCGAUAUGAGAUCUUUAAAUCAGAAAACAACGCCCCAGGAGCAUAUCUGACUUCCAUCUUAGCCACUGACCCUGACCUCGAUGCCAAUGGACAGGUGAGCUACUCCAUCCUGGAGAACUCUGUUCAUGGGAGCUCCAUCUCAACCUAUGUCACCAUUGACCCCUCUAAUGGAGCCAUCUAUGCCCUGAGAACUUUUGAUCGUGAGGAUGUGAGUCGCAUCUCCUUUGUUGUUCAAGCUAAAGAUUCAGGGAAACCACCGCUGCUCAGCAACUCCACAGUUAUUCUGAAUAUUCUGGAUGAGAAUGACAAUCCUCCAGUGAUUGUAGUCCCCCAGCUAUGGAACUUCACUGCUGACGUCCCUGCGUCAAAGUUCACUGAGGCUGGACAUUUGGUGACCAUGGUCAGGGCGACUGAUCGGGACACAGGGGUCAACGCUGAGCUUAUUUGCUCCCUUGUCAGUGGCAACGAGGAGGGCUUCUUUCUUAUUGAUCCUAGAACAUGUGAGAUCCAUGCCAAUGCAAGCUUGGAGAACUUCCCCCAUGAGCAUGCCGAGCUGACAGUGAUGGUACGGGAUCAGGGGAGGGAGAGCCUCAGUGCUAAGGCGGUGCUUAAACUUACCCUUUAUGAGAACUUAGAGAACCACGUGCAGGUGAUGGAUCAGGGAGAGUCUGCUCUCGAUGCAUCCCUGAUAAUCAUCAUCUCUCUGGGGGCGAUCUGCGCCCUGCUCCUGGUCAUCAUGGUGGUGUUUGCUGCUCGCUGUAACAGGGAGAAGAAAGACACAAGAAACUCUUACAACUGCCGGGUGACCGAGCUGACCCACUCACACCACCCCAAGAAACCCUCCCGUCAAAUCCACAAAGGUGAUAUCACCCUGGUUCCCACAGUGAACGGUACGCUGCCCAUCAGAGCUCAUCACAGGUCGCCUUCGUCCACACCCCCCAUGGACCGGGCUCAGAUCGGGAGCAGGCAGAAUCACCACAGCCACCAGUCUCUAAACAGCCUAGUGACCAUCUCGUCCAAUCACAUUCCAGAGAGCUUUGCACUGGAACUGGCACACGCAACUCCCCCAGUGGAGCAAGUCUCACAGCUUCUGUCCAUGCUCCAUCAGGGCCAGUACCAGCCCAGACCCAGUUUCCGUGGCAACAAAUACUCCCGCAGCUACAGGUAUGCAUUACAAGACAUGGACAAGUUCAGCCUGAAGGACAGUGGCCGUGGGGACAGCGAGGCGGGGGACAGUGAUUGUGAUAUGGGCCGGGAAUCUCCUGUGGACAGACUGCUGCUGGGGGAGGGCUUUUCUGAUCUGAUACAACUUGAAAUGCAUCAUCGACUCCACCCAGCUAUGAGACUGUGCACAGAUGAAUGUCGCAUCCUCGGACACUCUGACCAGUGCUGGAUGCCCCCUCUCUCUUCACCUGCCUCCUCCUCUGACUAUCGCAACAACAUGUACAUCCCCGGGGAGGAGUCCUCACAGCAGCCCCCGGUGACUGACGAUGACCAGUCCUCCGUUGACUCGGAGCGCCGUAAGAGUUUCUCCACUUUUGGCAAAGAGUGCGGUGAGGAGGCGGGGGCUGGGGGAGUUGUUUCAGGAGGAGGAAGUGAUGCUUGUGCAUCUGGAGGAGGGGCUGGCUCCCUCCUCACAGAGAUGAACUCUGUAUUCCAGCGCCUCCUCCCCCCUAAUGUAGACUCAUACACAGAAUGCACUGAAACGAGCCCGCCUUCAUCCUCAUCAACCGCUGAGAGAGGAAGCACGCGGAAUGGAAACAUUGCUGGUAACCAUAGUAACAACGCUGUUCCUCAGGACAACCGGAGAGGUUUGUUGCCAGGUGGGAAAGGUUCUGCUUACCCCCCAGGUGUUGCUGCAUGGGCAGCCAAUACCCACUAUUUAAAUCCUGGAAAUGGAUCUGUGGCAGCCAAUCAUGUUUCCUCAUCUUCUUCAACCACCUCCAGUUCCACCCCGACCAAUGGACAGCCACCACACCUCAAAUGGCUGCCAGCCAUGGAGGAAAUCCCAGAGAAUUUUGAGGAGGAUGACUUUGAUGGUGUCUUCCAUCAGGGUCACCAGGGUGCCAAGCGCAGCGAGAGCCGCCAGGAGGCCAACAUGGAUGCUAGCGAGUUAGUUCAUGAGAUCAACAAACUUCUGCAGGACGUCAGACAGAACUAGAGAGAAAAAGAGAGAGAACGCAAAGCAUGAUUUCACAUUUCACAUCAUCCUGGCGACUGCUUGUUCUUUGUGCCAACAUAUAUCAGCUUUAUUAAGACUGUUUCUUGUUCACUGUAAUGCUCGUCUUGUAUAUUUUACCAAAUAACCUCUUCUCUGCUCAGUGCUGAGAGACUCAGAGAAAGUAAAACCAUGCACUGAAGUUGUGAUUGAGGUGACUUAAAGACAUCAAAGCGAGCUCUCCAAGAACAGAUUGCUCAGUUGUUAUUACAAUCUCUCUGAAAUUCGUCUGAGAGAUUUCAAAAGGAAAUUCUCCAACAGAAACUGUACUCCUUUCUUCAUUUGUAAUGUUUACAGCGGCGUGAACAGACUCCACGGGGAGAAACCAACAGUUGUGUGAUCUGAUUUCUGCUAUUACAGUGUACAAUAUGUACAGUGUCUGUGGGAAAAGGCAAACUCACUUGAAUAUUGUGCUAUGUCUCUGUUUUGUUAAAAUGGAAUGUAACUGUACAAUUUGACCUUUGUAUUUUAAAAAUACACUCUUUUUUACUUCUAUAUAUUUAUAUGUGUCCAUGUAUGUUUGUACAGAAAAAUAAAGAAAAUGUCUAUUUUUUAUAUUUGUCACUGCAUGUCUUAAUAUUACUUAAUGUGUCUUUUUUUCCCUCUGCCCUGUUUAUUUUAUAAAACAAUUGUAUUUAAUUUUGUUAUUGGAUGUAUGUGCGUAUCAAAAAAUCACAUUCCUCUGCGGUUUCAAGUUGGAAGUUGGUUUUGUAUGGUGACAUUGUGACCAAUUGAUGAUAAAUAAAGUUGGAGGGAUUCAUAG